This is a messenger RNA of Aspergillus ibericus CBS 121593, 1759 nucleotides long. Its product is annotated as aldehyde dehydrogenase PutA. NCBI's taxonomy places the organism in Eukaryota, Fungi, Ascomycota, Eurotiomycetes, Eurotiales, Aspergillaceae. Bases 152 to 1603 code for a protein of 483 amino acids. The transcript is spliced from 5 exons. Gene Ontology annotation, molecular function: oxidoreductase activity, acting on the aldehyde or oxo group of donors, NAD or NADP as acceptor. The record is from RefSeq and is a predicted model, not a curated record.
GGGUCGGAAACCAGCCGGGUCCAGAUUCCCGAGCCAUAGCGUAUGUCCACAUCGCGUCAGUCAGCGCUGGUCGUGUCUGACCCUUGUUGUGCUGCUAUAUCCAUAGUGAUCCAUGUCUCGCUGAAGUAUCACAUACCUCACCGACAUCAACAUGGUCACCAUACAACCCUUCCAGCGGAUCAUCGCCGCUGAAAUAGACGGUCGCUGUCAGAAUAUCAGAUAUCGUCAGAAUCAGUUCCAUCGUUUACAGUCUGUUUUGGUGCAGAAUAUCGAUCUCAUCAAGGAUGCGAUCGCUGCUGAUUCGGGACAUUCGGAGGAGGAAGUUCGCGCGGAGAUCUGUCUUGCUGUGAAAGAGAUUCGGACACAUUAUGCAUCUCUGGACUUGAAGAAGGAUUUGGAGGUGGAGUAUCGUGUUGCGCAUGGGAAGGAUAAUACUGAUGGGAGACGGGGAGUGGGCAUUGUGUAUGUCGUGCCUUGUUCGCAUACUAUGUUUUUCUCGGUUAUUGCGGCGUUGAGCGCUGCGAUUGCGGCGGGGAAUUGUGUUAUUCUUGAGUUGUCGAAGAACACCAUGGCAUUGCCUGCUGUGCUCAAGAAGAUCCUACCACAGGCCCUGGAUGCAGACACAUUUGCCAUCAGCGAGGAGCGACCAGACAGUGCAUUUCUCGAGAGGACGCACGUAGUUGCGCAAAAUGAUUCCAUUCCGCUUUCUAGCAGCACUCUAUCCUCACCUAUCUCAUCCAAAACAGUCGCGGUGGUCGACCGCACAGCCAAUAUCCCCGCCGCCGCAGAGGCAUUGGUGUCCGCGCGAUUCGCCUUUGGCGGUCGCUCAACGUACUCUCCGGAUGUUGUGCUCGUGCAGGAGUUCGCCAUGAAAGAAUUCGUGGAGGCGAUCAUUCAGCGGUCGUCGAAGUACCUAGGCGGCCAGAAUGGCGAGGCCCGGCAGACGGUCGUCAAUCCGCGACGGUCGAGUUCGGGUGCGUCGUUGCUGGAUGCGGCGCACAAGGACGCAAGUGCGCGGGUCAUAGUGUCUGGUUCUGAAUGGGGUGUAGUUGAGGUGCAUGAUCGGAAAUCGCCUCUCCUGCAGAGAAAGGUAUCGGAGAAGGUCCUGGUCCUGCAUCCUGUGACUAGUCUAGAUGAUGCUAUCGACUUCAGCAGCUCAAUGGGAACCCUAGCAGCAACAUAUGCCUUCGCAGCCCCAGCAGCAGCCAAAUACCUCACCCAGUUCAUCGACUCUUACACCUCCUGGAUCAACCACGUCCCGACGGACAUGCUCAUCGGCCCCGCAUACCCAACCAACCAACCAAUAUCCCGCGAAACCCGCUACUCGACAUCAUCCCUCCAGAUCCCACGACCCCAGUUCGUCACAGAAACAAGCAACACCGCUCUCAUUCGAGAAAUAAUCAGCCAAAGCACAAAGUCUACUGAUGCGUGGCGCGAGGCAUUGACGCCGCUGCCCUCGAUAGGACAAGCCGAGGGCAAGAGAAUCGGAUUCUUCGAGCAGGGAAUUAUUACUGGUGGUGUGAUCACGUUGUUUUCUCUUGUGGGUUUCAUUUCGACAAUCGGGAUUUAUGGGUAUGCGGCUGUGAGGAGGUUGAGGGCUUGAUUUUCGGGAGGUGUAUACCACUUAGAGUUGACUGGUAUGAGUGUGAAUCGUGAGCUUUGUUCUGGUUGUUGAGUGUCGUCUUUAUGGAUAUUCAACAUCUAAAGAUUGCGAGGGGCGGGGUGGAAUGAAAUAUUUCCGACGACUGAUAAGUUCUAU